GGGGUUGUCAAUUUUACCAGUGUCAGAUAAAAACCAAAUUUUGCUUUUUAAUUAUAAACUAAUUUUUUAGCUUAUAAUUUUACAUAUUUUCAAGUCCAACAAAAGUUUUUGCACUACAGAACAAAAUGAAUUACUGAACUCUUUACAUCAGCUAUCACCAGCACAAAAUAAGUCUUUAUUAGAUCUUGAGAAGGAACUGUAUUAAACCCUAGAAGAGUUUAAGGAUAAUGAAGAAGUGUCAAGGGAAAUAAUACAAUUGUAAAAUAAAGUUACUGCUUGUAAAUCUAAAAUAGUCACUUAUUCGCAAUCAUAUUUUGGCCCUUUUACAGUAAUAGUCGAACAAAAGUCAAUAGAGAAAACAUACCGAGUCUAUAUCCUAUGGACUUGGGAAAAAGAUUCCAUGCCCUAGGAAUCUCUAAUGUUAAAAGUAUUAAAAAGAAAGGCAAACACAGAGUUGAAAUAAAUUUUAAUCUUCCACAUGAAGCCAAUAAAAUACUUUGUAACGAGACACUCUUACGUGAGGGUUAUAAAAUAUACAUUUCUCAAAGGUUUUUAACUGUCAAAGGCAUUAUUAGAGAUGUAGGCUAUUCCAUUACAAGUGAAGAUAUUUUACAAAAUGCUGGCAACAAAUACAAUAUUAUAGAAGCCCGUAGACUAAACAGGAGAAUAGUCACUAAAGAAGGAAUUCAGUAUCUACCUUCAUCUACUUUUUUACUAACUUUUAAAGGAAAAAGAAGACCUGAAGAAAUUGAAAUUUACACGUCCCAUACUAAAGUUUUUGCUUAUAUUCCUCCUGUUACGCAAUGUAGAAACUGUUGGAGAUUUGGUCAUGCCCAAAUUCAAUGUUGA
This is a messenger RNA of Psylliodes chrysocephalus, 849 nucleotides long. Lineage: Eukaryota; Metazoa; Arthropoda; Insecta; Coleoptera; Chrysomelidae. The record is from the annotation of a GenBank genome assembly.